AUGACGUCCCGUGUAUGUGAAACCUUUGAUGAGAAGAAAACCUUGACGCCUCCUCCGCCGGUUCCCCUGGAUCGGUUAUACACGGCAAACUGGUGUGAGGAAAAUAUAUACAUGCUUGCAAAGCGGUUCCUUGAGGAUGAAUCUGUCCGCGCAGUAUGGUCUAUCUAUGCCAUCUUCAUCUCGAACAGGACACGUAGUGUAGCUCUUUGGAGUCAGAAAUUGCGCGAAGAUGUCGUUGUAUGGGAUUACCAUGUUAUCCUAGCACUCGAGUCUCACGACGACGAGCGAAGACGGCCUGAAGUUGCCUUUAGUGGCGAACCAGGGCCGCCACGGCCAUCUUCGACCUGGAUAUAUGACCUUGACAGUAGACUUGAAAUGCCGUGCAAGUGGGAAGAUUACAUCGCCUCGACAUUUCCGUACGCAAGUAUUCAAGCUGCGGAGGCUGGAUGGAGCAUCCCAGAGACGUAUCAGAGUCUGUUCCGCAUCGUCGCCGCAGAGGAGUUCCUCGAGAGUUUUGCUUCAGAUAGAUCACAUAUGCUGGGUCCCGAGUCCGAGUCUGAUGAUGGUCCACCACGAUAUCACUCACCCGAACCUUCCUAUCCAUGUAUCGUAGGAACCAAGGCGGCCGCAAGGGGGAUAUCAAACAACCUAAUGAGCAGUUUCGUAUGUAUGGACAUGGAGAACACAGAGGUCGGUAGUGUGUACACCUUAGAGCAGGCAAAGGCUCUUUUCUCUCAAUAA
Fomitiporia mediterranea MF3/22 is the source of this 741-nucleotide messenger RNA. RefSeq lists its product as uncharacterized. The record is from RefSeq and is a predicted model, not a curated record. NCBI's taxonomy places the organism in Eukaryota, Fungi, Basidiomycota, Agaricomycetes, Hymenochaetales, Hymenochaetaceae. The transcript has 4 exons. Bases 1 to 741 code for a protein of 246 amino acids. Gene Ontology annotation, molecular function: protein-N-terminal asparagine amidohydrolase activity; protein-N-terminal glutamine amidohydrolase activity. Gene Ontology annotation, cellular component: cytosol; nucleus.